ACCUCACCCACCAAACACCCCCGACACCCCCCACCAGUACAAGCUUCUGGCCCUUGACCUUAUCACCAUGUUGUCCAUGAACGCCCUCGUUGCGUCCGGCCUCUUGGCCGCAUUUGUUGGGCAAACAGCAAAUGCAUUCGUCAGUCCGAGCAUGCUGCACGGAGGAGUUACACCGCGCCCGGCUUCUUCUUCUUCCCACCUGCACUCGGUGAGGGCGGUCGGUGUGGGUGCCCUCCGCAUGGCUGAUGGAGACGGGGACGCCAUGAGUGCCGCCGAGGAAACGGCGAAGCGAUUGAAAGAACAGGCCGCCGCUCUCCGUGAAUCGGCAGCCGAAAGCGAGGCGGAGAUCCGGCCAGCAUCGGACAAGGCGGACGAGGUCACCGAAACGCCCGUCCCCGCAGUUCGGCCUGAGGACAUGCCUCCCAAGCAGAAGAUUUCUAACGACAUGCAGAAGCGCCUGAGGCAAGAACUUAUUUCUCAAGGCGCAGAUCCCAACAGGAGCGCGGGAAAUCCAAUCCUGGUCGUUGCGGGCAUCAUUGCUGUGCUGGUCAUCGUCGGUGGGCAGGGAAUCUUCUACUGAGCCAACGUCGUUGCACCACGCCGUGAGAAACAUGAAUCAAUGAGAACUUGAGGCAAUAAGAACCAUGGCGGGCAGCAACCACGACCGACUCCAGGAACGGACGCAGCUGGUGCUGGUGCUGGUGCUGGCGGAGCUAGACUCCUUGCAGCAGCGAUGGUUGGUUACGCUGUGUGCUCGGAAGUAUGGCUGGGUCAGUGGCGACAGGCCUUAAGAAUGUUGUUGAUUGUCUUGCCUCCACGUUAUGUUUGAAUUGGUCGAAUGAUUUGCCAGUGAUACGAGGGAGCGUUGGCGUUGAGCGUUCUGAUAUUGAAGGUCUGCAGUAGAGCUCGACCCUCUUUCCUGGUUCUUGGAAGGUGACUUGGAAGGUAGGUGUCUUUGAAUGAAGGUGUCAAGCGGACGCUACCAGAUCGCUGUACUAUUGUAGCCCUGUUGCGGCUGAAACACGCACCUUGCAUUUAGUAUGACUUGAUAUCGCCACCGGAAGUUCCUCGAAACUGGAUUGUGAUCAACUAGACGUUUACGUAGAAGUCAGUUUUCUUUUUGUGUACAUGGCAGUUUUCGAAUUGUCUUGUGUUGUUGUUGCGGCACAAACCCAAGCCUGCACGUCCUGAUAAAACCGUGGGUACUUUUGCAGCCUUGAGGGCGUAUCUCGCUAUAGAGAAGACACUUAGAGAUGCACAGUGUUUGGACGGGCUCGGCAGCAGAAGCAUGACAUUCUAUUCGUGCUUGAUUGUCCCCUGCGGGCUGUUGGGAAAGAGGAGCACGGUCGGUUAUUGUUUAGAGAAGCAGGUGCGGCAAACUUCGCGCCGCGUUGUUCAGGGGGAGUUGGUAGCGAUCAAUCAUGCUCUCAGCCCGACCAGGGAUACGAUAUCGAUUUUUUUAUAUUUUUGUGUCCUUGCUAGAAUACUGGUGUAGGACCGCGUAGUAAGUUCCACCCGCGAGAUUCGUCUAUUGCUACGGUGUGGGAGUGGUUUGUUUCGCGCUGGCGCGAUCGUGCCGGACAUUAAACCCUUCAGAAUGACGAGUCUUUUUUUAUUUUGCGCGACAUGCAUCAACCGAUGCUCUCCGCAAUCAGUCCUCCUGCAGUUGUCAGAAUUUAAUCAAGAGCCACCGGAGUUG
This is a messenger RNA of Ectocarpus siliculosus, 1699 nucleotides long. The record is from the annotation of a GenBank genome assembly. Lineage: Eukaryota; Phaeophyceae; Ectocarpales; Ectocarpaceae.